AUGGGAGACACCUCUCAGCGCGUCUGGUGGACACCUCUGGAUCCGGGUCCAGAAGGUGAUUCCAGCCUUUGCUCAGCCUGCGUUCAUGAAAACAACGUUUACAGCAGAAUAUUUCAGAUUUUGUACAGAAAUGAAGAGAUCAUUCUUAAUGAAUCAAUGAACUUCAGAGUGCACCUGCUUCUGGAUGGCGAAAGGGUGGAAGAUGCUUUGAAUGAGGCAGAUUUUCAGCUCAAGCUGGACCUGCACUUUACUGAUAGUGAACAACAGCUGAGGGAUGUUCCAGCAAUCCCCGUGAUCAGCAGCCGAACACUGUGUCUCCACUUCCACCCCCGGCGAGGUCUGCACCACCAUGUCCCUGUCAUGUUUGACUAUUUCCACCUGUCAGUGAUCUCUGUCACAGUCCAUGCGUCCCUGGUGGCACUACACCAGCCUCUGAUCAGUUUCGCUCGUCCAGGGAAAGGUUCUUGGCUUGGUAAAGGCAACCUGGAAGCGGGACCAGACCAGUCCAGUAUGUCCUUAGAAAAUCUAGUGUUUGGAGCUGGCUACUGCAAACCCACUUCUUCAGAGGGCAGCUUUUAUGUCCCAUCUGAAAACUGCAUGCAGCAUGCAUACAAAUGGCAUAAGGACCUCUGUCUUCUGCUCCUGAAUGCUCAAAGAGGACUUCACACGUAUUACACCCUCAUAAUGAAUGAGAUUCCUGAUUUACCACAGCUGAAGUUGGAGGAGCUAUCUGUGGAAGAGACGUUGUCCCAGCUUUGUAUGGAGCUGCAGCUGCUGAGCAAUCCAGAAAAGAUAGCAGAACAGAUAAGCAAGGACCUUGCCUGGCUUUGUUCUCACCUCCUGGCCCUGUGGACCCAGUUCCUAGAGGUGGCAACGCUCCAUCCAGAAGUCACAGCUUAUCUGACUCAGGAACAUCACAUGCUAAGGGUGAGGAGAUUCUCAGAAGCCUUCUUCUACACUGAGCACCAGAAACCUGCUGUGCUCACAUUCCAGGAAGGCCUGAUCCAAAGCCACGCACAGAUUUCUACAGAAAUUCGUAACUCGGAGUAUUUCACCAGCAUGCCCCCGCUGCCGGCAGAAUGCCUCGACAUCGACGGGGACUGGAACACUCUCCCAGUUAUCUUUGAAGACAGGUACAUGGAUAUGCCUUGCAAAGAUCAGAAUUUGGAAGUUUUCUCAGAUUUUGAGGUUCCUGCAAAUGCUCAAAUGGAUGUAAUAAAUGAAAAUGAAGACUGUGCAUCAAAUGAUGCCACUGCAGUAAUGAAAGGAGACUUUGGGAAAGGUAUUCCACUAAUACAUGACAGGAUAAACAGGAAUCCCUCAUGCUUAUACAGCAGUACUGAAGGUGCUGCUGAGGGUUCAAACCAGCACUCCACAUCUCAGGUAUAUACAGCGAACAAAGAAGGCCAAAGGAAAUCUGAAAAUAUUUUUGUUUCAAGAAGGGAAACUAUUUCUGACUCAGAGUCAGGCAAUACAGAACACAUGUCAGGAGACUUUGAAACACCCAAGGAAGUUUUAUUAAAAGAUAAUAGACUUGGGGCAGAUGUUACUUGUGGAGACACAAAACCUAGCAAUAAGGACUCUCACAAAAGUGAGCCUGUGUUAAUUGUCAGUGGUCAGUAUGAGUGUGGAGCAUGUGGAACUGAUGGCUCAGAAGACAGGACUGAAAUACAUGAAAUAGAUGAAUCUGGUCAUCCUGAGAAUAAUUUCACUUCAUCUGAACUUGCACUGAAUGAUUUGACCAGUCUUGAAAAACCAGAAGAUCCUGACACCAAGGCUCAUCUCCCUGUUUUGAAACCUUUGCCCUCACACUGCUUUGAAGCGAAAUUGCUCACAAAGGAGCAACGAAGUGAGGAGAGCGAAGAGUUUACCCUCAUGACAGGGGUCAUUAAAAGAUCUUCCUCUAUAAUAUCUGAUUCAGGCAUUGAAAGUGAACCAAGCUCAGUGGCGUGGUCUGAUGCUCGGAGUCGGGCGCUGGAGCUGCCCAGUGAUCGAGAGAUCCUGCACCCCUUGGUCCGGAGGCACGCCAUCCACCGGAACUCCCUGGAGGGCGGACACACGGAAAGCAACACCAGCUUGCCCAGUGGGAUCCAAGCAUCGCUCACAUCCAUCAGCUCUUUGCCUUUUGAGGAAGAGGAGCGGGAAGUGGAGCUCACCAAACUGACAAAAUCUGUCUCAGCUCCUCAGAUCAGUAGCCCAGAAGAGCCCACAGAGGAGGUGGAUAUAUCCAAACAUGGUGAGGCAACCUCAGGAGACCAAAACCCAAAAAGCUGCAUGGAAACAGAGGGUGAAGAUGGGAAAUUAAUCAUUGACUCUUCUGAGUGUCAAAUCACCACUGAAAGUGGACAAAUAGAGCCAAGACAACAUCCCAAACUCCCUCUCAAACACAGUAGCAGUAACACUGAGUUACAAGGGGAGGAGGAGAAAGGUUUUCCAGAGACUUGCUGUAGUUUGGAAAAUGCAAGACCACCUCUUUGUCCAAAGCAGCUCCAAGAUAAUGUCUCUGAGAGCCAGUCACUGGAGAGCAAUGGUGAGUGCAGCUUAAAAACACCAAGGGCUUGUAAUUACUUGGACCAAAAUAUAGAUAAGUUCGAUACAUUCAUUGAGGAUCCAAAGGAUAAACUUAAGCUGGACAAAUUAAAAAUACAACAGGGCUUCUGCAAUAGCAGAAUUUCAGGAGAGGAGAGUUUCUCUCAAAGUGUAAAGGUGGUACCAGAUUUGUGCUAUCCCAUUACAGCUCCGUCAGAGACCUCCACUGAAUUUGACUCACUGCAAGGAGAGUAUGGCAGCUCUCUUGCUGAUGAGAGCCCAGCAGUGUGUGCAGAAAUGCAGGUGUUACAAGAAAUAGAACUCAAUGACUCACCUGCCCCAGCAGACCCUGCAGCAGGGUCCUACCAGGCUGAACAUCCUCAGGAACCCAACAGCCAAGAGCAUAAACUUGUAGCGAACGGCACCGGGUUUCCUUUGGCAGUGACGGAGGGAGUAGCCCUGGAAAGCAGAAAGGCUGCUGAUGUGGUUAACCUGUCAGUCUCUUGCACAGCCACGUGUCUUCCCUUCUCUUCCGUGCUCAAAGAGACCCCCGCCAUGGUCGGCUUCUCUGCAAAGCAGGCUGUGAUCCCUAUCACGCGCCAGCCCCUGGGCUCCUUCGGAGUUGUCUCUUCUAAUUCUGAUGAGGUGGAUGAAGAGACGAACGAAAGAAUGCUGAAUUUUUAUCAGGCCAAAGAAAAAUUUAAAAAAGAAAUGAAGAUUGAAGGAUUUCUGUACAGUGACUUAUCUGUACUAGCUUCUGAUAUCCCGUAUUUUCCACCAGAGGAAGAGGAAGAAAAUUUAGAAGAUGGAAUUCACCUGGUUGUGUGCGUCCAUGGGUUGGAUGGUAACAGUGCAGAUCUGCGCCUGGUAAAGACUUUUAUAGAACUGGGACUUCCUGGUGGAAAACUGGACUUCCUAAUGUCUGAAAGAAAUCAGACUGAUACUUUUGCUGAUUUUGAUACAAUGACUGACCGAUUAUUGGAUGAAAUUAUUCAGCAUAUCCAGUUGUACAACCUCUCCAUAUCCCGAAUAAGUUUUAUUGGACAUUCUCUUGGUAACGUCAUCAUUCGAUCUGUACUAACUCGGCCCAGGUUUCGCUAUUACCUCAACAAGUUACACACUUUCCUGUCCCUCUCUGGCCCUCACCUGGGAACCCUUUACAACAACAGCACUUUGGUUAGUACAGGUCUGUGGCUCAUGCAGAAGUUGAAAAAGUCAGGGUCUCUUUUGCAACUGACCUUCAGGGACAACGCGGAUCUGCGCAAGUGUUUCCUCUAUCAGCUCAGUCAAAAAACGGGUCUUCAGUACUUUAAAAAUGUUGUGUUAGUGGCCUCACCCCAAGACAGAUAUGUACCCUUCCAUUCAGCAAGAAUAGAAAUGUGCAAAAAUGCACUUAAGGACAGACACACAGGUCCUGUUUACGCAGAGAUGAUUAACAACCUGCUCCAGCCUUUGAUUGGGGCAAAGGACUGCACUUUGAUCCGACACAACGUGUUCCAUGCCCUGCCGAACACGGCCAACACGUUGAUAGGCCGGGCUGCCCACAUUGCCGUGCUGGACUCUGAACUUUUCCUGGAGAAGUUUUUCCUCGUGGCAGGACUCAACUACUUCAAAUAGUGCCUGAAGUACGGGGUAGCAGAGGCCAAUCUUUUCACAGAACAGAGGAGAAUCCCUUAGCCAAAGGAGUGCAGUGUUAGAAAUGACAUCAGGUGGGACUUUCAAACUUUCCAUUUCCAUUUCUCUUUCAGAGAAUAAAGUGCUAUGGCUUUAAGGCAUUCAAGCUUCCAAGUAUUGGUGCUUUUGGAAGAAAUAAAUAUUCCUCUUCGGUUUCUAUGUUCUUUGUCCUCAUAAAGACAUGAGCCACUUCUGGACUACAGAAUCGGAAUAAGCAGGCUAAUUCUCCAAAUGUGUUUGGACCAAUCUAAUUCCUGUUUCUCCUGAAUAUUAAUCCAGGAAUUUGUCUGUCCUUGAUUUAAUGCUUAUUUAUGUAUUAACAAAGCUAUACAUUUGUAGCACUUUUGGGGUAGUUAACACAAGAGGAAACAAGUGUAUGUGAACUCAGGUUAAAUCCUCCUUUGUGAUGAGCUGAGAAGUCUGAAAACCAUUUAUGAAAGUUUCAGUAUUUCUGUUUGUUGCAAGAAAAUAUUUGGAUGAUUCCAUUACUGGUUAUAAUUUGUAACAUACAUUAAUUGUAACAUACACAAAUUCUACAUUCAAAUAAGGGAAAGGAGUGAAAUAUUUUACAUAAAAUGAAGAAAAAUUGGUAUUUGUCUUUAAAAAGAAACCUCAACUUUAAGUUGGCAAGAAUUUUAUUCAAAUAAGAAGCUGCCAAACCAAGAGGAGUCUACUGGAUUACUUGUAAAAUAUCAGUGGCAUCUGUUCACAUUUCUUCUGUUUACAUUUAUUGUGGUUGUUAUAACCUUAGAGGUACAGUUUUUACUUUUACCUUUGUAUGCAAGUACAUUUACCCUGACAAUUUUAUUUAUUUAUUUUUUAAUUAAUUACUCUGAUUUGAAAUUCAAAAUACCCUUAAAAAAACCCAAACACUUAAAAAAAAAAGGCUGGAGAUGUAGAAUAGUAAGGAUUGUGGAAAAAGAAUGUCUUCUUAAGAUCCUCUGCAAUACCCUAUGAAUGUUUUGUUAAUACCCCUUUCCAGUGCUGUAUAGUCCUAAUUAUUAUAUAGUUUCAGGUGGUUCGAACAUUUAAAAAUUUAUUCAUGCAAAGAUAUCCAAGUUCUUUUUAAGAGUUUGGAAAAGAACAUUUUUCUCACUUUUUAUUUUUUUUCAUCAAAUUUUCAUUAAAUAUUUAUCAAAAAAUUAUCAGAUUUAAAGUGGCAAAUUUCAAUAACUUUCUGUACAUUUUCAUAACAUUUUGAUAAAUUUUCAAUGUCACAGCAGUUUUUUCAAAAAAAGAGAAAAUGAAUAAUCCUUCACAAUUAUUUUUGUUUGAAAGGUAGGCUAUUUUUUAAUGCAGAUAUAGUUUGUUUAAAAACAUAAAUAAACAGGUCUCUAUAUCUUGUAACAAAGACUGUAAAAAAAUUACAAAGAUGGUUUUAAGUGUCAAGGCUCUCAUCAGUAAAUUAAGAUCAAAAUAGUGGAGAUUUCUGAAAUAAGAGAAUAAAAAUUGCAAACAGAAAACCUCACAACCACAGGAAAACAUUUGUACAUGCAAAAAGUAAAACUAUUUUUUCUCAAAAGAAAAAAUGUAAACAAUUUACACAAAAUCAGUUCAAGAAAAGAGUUGUUAGCAGGCUGGCAAACGCCGAUAAAGAACAAGUCUGGUUUGAUAAAGUAGGCAUUCUUCUCCUUAAUAAGGAAGGAGAAAGAAGGAAUAUACCAAAGAGUGAGAUUAAGAUCAACUGAAAAUAAGAAGGCAUAUUACAUGUAAAAAUCUCGUGCCCUCAAAGGGGCAGAAAUUAUAUAGAAAGAGUUCCAUGGUGUAAUUCACUCUCAACAAGUUUUUUAAAUAUUAAAUAUUACCUCAGUAUUAUAAUUAAAUAGAUAAAUACUAUUUUCUCUUUUUUUAUUUCUUUUCCUUUUUAUAAAUUGACAAUUAAAAGUAAAAAGUCGAUUUUAGCCCAUUAACAAAUAAAUUAUGUCAGGAAUUAAGAACUUCUCGGUUUCACUUCUUGUUUGGAAAUUCCUUCUCACUUUUCAGCCUCAGCUGUCUAAUGCCACCUACAUUGACAUAUCACAGCUUACUUCUUCCUCGGUAAAUUGUCUAGAGAAUUUUAAUAUUAUGGGAUGUGGAGGUUGAGCUGUUAUACAGUGCAGUAUUUUUGAACCAGGACAUGGAUUUUAUGUGAAAAAAACAAGAAACAAAAGCAAUCUCUAACCAUCAGCAAGCUUCAGUGUGCUGUAUGAGGGUUUUGUCCACUUGUAGAAAAUGUUCAGGAGUCUGCCACCAGAAAAUUCGGAAAAAAUAUUUAGAAGGAAGUUAGUUUACACCUACAUACAUGCCUGAUGUGUGUGUGUAUGUAUACAGUCUGUAUGAAGAAAUAUGCUUAUGUCAAAGUCUCACACCAACUUUUGCAAUCCUGGGUGUACUGAGCCUGACAAGGUACCAGUGUAACUGUUCUUCCACUCAGAUUGGUGGUUCUUGCCUUGCCUUGUACACUGGACAGCAUUCCCAGCCUUCUACUUGCAUGACUGUGAGACAAGGGACAUGUGAAAAGAUCUCUGUUUUGCUGCAGAAGUUGGUGGGCCUUUCCAUGUGUUCACUUUGACAUCCUACACUCCUACCAGUGCUCUGACUGAUGGAGAAAUACACCUAAAGGUUUCAGUGCUCCUAUACAUAUGGAAUUCUUUGAUGGCUCAGUCUGAUUUCAGAAUUGGAAUGUAUAUGCAGUUGGCUUAGGUCCAUAAAACUUACACCUUGUGGGUUAUGGCGAGAGCUUCUAUCGAGCCUCAGAAAAAUCUGGGAGAUGUCAUUCCUAUCAAAAGAUAAGAUACAGAUUUUAUCUUCCUUCUGCUGGCAGAACAUUGUGGGAUAUAUUGGCAGUAACGGUCUAAUUGAGUUUUCAUUUUAACAUUAUCAGAACAACCUCCCUCUCUUUUUCUUCUUUAUUUUUAACAGUAUGUUGCCUUCAUAAUGACUCUCAAUACUGUAAACCCACUUAACUGUAUAGACUAUACUGCAAAGAAAUCUGCAUUUUCAUUUCAAUACAAAUAGUAGCUAAAUUGCUGGACUUCAUCAGCUAUAGCAAUCAGCAUGGACUUAUUUUCAGAUUUUUUGUUUGCACAGAAAGAAUUAUACAUUAAAAAUUAUCUUCAUAAAAAUAGCAAACUAAAUGCACAGUUAGCAUCUUUGUUUCUGUCUCAACCAUUGGAAUUUUAAUAUAUUGUUCUUUCACGUAAAGCCUUUUAAAAUAAAUUUAGCUGCAUUUGCAAAUGUAAACUGCACAAACUCCCCUUGGCUUCGUGUGUCUAUGGGGGUAGGGUUAAACUUUUAAGCUCAGCUCUCACAUUUAUAGAGGAUAAGAUAGUUUUUCAAAACCUUGGACAGAGGAGGGACAAACAGGAGUUUUUUGUAGCUUGUCAGUGUCAGUGUUUGCUGUAUGUGAAGUGAAACCCCCUUCAAUUCCGUGAGAUUCUUCAGUUAAGAAAAAAACAAAGCCAGCAUUCCAAGGUUGUUUCUUUGGCAUGUAGGAAGAUUUAUAACCAGCAUGGAGGAUCUCCUGGCUCCACCAGGUGAACUGCAUUUCUUCUGGAAUUGAAUAUUUUUUUUCUUAAAUCUGACUGAAAAGAAAUUGCAGUAGUGACUAAGUGUGAGUAGAUGAGGGACAGAAGAGUGAGUUCUUUCUUUCUGCAGGUGGGCUGAGGAUUUUCAGAGCUGGUUUUGAAUCUCCUGGAAAUUGAAGAUCCCAUCUCCUGUAUCCUCUGGAGAUGUUUCUACUUGGAGAAUCAUAGACUUUGGCUGGUCUAAUUUCAUUACUUAAUUUGUGCUUAAAAAUUAGUUGCAAAAUGAAUUUAUUCUAUGAAAAUAAAAGUCUUCAUUUCUCUAUGUAGUCAGUGACAUUCAGGAUUACUUACCUCUAUUCUCUGACCAGGGGACUUAUAAUAAGACUCACUUUUUAGAUAUCUAAGACAUAGAUCAAAAUUGGAGGCCCAGCAUUUGAGGACUAGAUGAUCUUCUUAUUAGCUCUUCAGUUUUUCAUACUUGGGCACAGUUUUUGACUGUACACCUUGAACAAAAGCAAACACUGAAUAUAUAAAUCAGACUCCUUUAAAAUUUUCAGGAAAUGUGUCUUUUCCCAGCCUCCAAUGGAUGCUCAUUUUCUUUUUAAUGAAAUUUAUAAUUUGUUUUCAAAAUCAGGUCUGUCCACUGACAAUAGGGGAAGUUGAAAUUUCUUAGCUUUAAAGGAUUAUUUUUUAAAGACUUGAAACCUUAGUACAGAGCUUUGGAAUUACUUACAGGAAUACUGAGCACUAUUUCACUUCAAAGUACUUCAUAAAUAUCCACUGACCAAUCCUCUUCACUCCCUCACCAGAGAAGAGCCACACUUGAGAGAUAAAGCUGUUACAAGACAGUGUGAAAACUGGGAAUUCAAGCAAGUUUUCAUUAUUUGUAGGUUUCUAUGGUGCUUUUUGUAUGCUAAAAAAAAAAAGUUAUCUUCCUUUAUACCUCUGCACUUGAAAUAGCUAAGUGGUGAUGAAGGAGAAAGGUGAGAACUUCUAAUAACAAGGUUAGACUCUUGUGCAGGUUUAUGAAAAUAUUCCAUGAAAUUUAAUAUGUAAUGAAUAGUCAUGGGGCAUUUCUGCAGCAGUCUUAGCAUGCAAAUAUGUGUCAGCCAGCUGAAUGAUUAUUUUCUUUGUGGACUUAAAUUUCCAUUUAUAAAUUAUCGUCAGAACAGCCUAACAUAUUUCACUCCAGAUGGUUAUUUAAAUGUCAAAGGUCAUGUCCAUGGAGAACACUUAUCGAAUGUUUUCCUUUAUUAUAAUACAUAUGCUCAGCAAUUUUGAUAUUGAAUGUUGUUACAUAAUUGACAGUCUCUCGCUCAAAUUACCUCCUCCCCAAAUUUUCAGUGUUUGUUUAAUCAUUGAAUUGGUUUCAGGUUGUAAAUCAAUAUAAAUACAGGUCUAUUGGAGUCAGAGUUCAUCUUCUUUAAUGCAGUUGCUUUAUGGUUGUAGUGUCAGAGUUUCAGGGCAAAUAAUCACUGAAUUAAAAAUUAGGCCAAUUGUGGUUGGAGUCAUAAAAUACUGAGUCUGAGACUUGUUUAGCUGCAGUUCAUUCUUCUCUGGUUUGGUUUUACCUUUUGAGUCAAACACAAUCACAGCAAGAUUGUGCCUCUGGCUGUGUUCAUGGUUCCCUUAAUUUACUAUUCUUUCAGAUGCCUAAAUUGCCCUAAACUGCUGUUCUGUUUUGUCCAGACAUCCCCCCAUUUGCAUGGUCACCUUUCCAUGACCUGACUGCACCUCCUUCAGAGACUGCAAAGUAGUGCAGAUGUGCAUUCACAAAUAUAUCCAGCACUGUCAUUCCAUUUAUCCAGGAGUGGGACAUCGUGGUCUCGCAUUCAUUCCAGUCAAUUUUCUCAGCCAUUUAUGAGGACUGUUAUGCACCUAUCCAGACAUGUUACAGAUAACAGAAUAUUUUGUUUCAGAAGGAACAGUUGGAAAUGUCCCAGUCUAAUUCCUGUUCAAAGCAAGAUUAUCAUGAGCAUCAUGGUAAGGUCAGCCCUGUCUUUGUCCUCCUGCGUCUUGAAAACACCUGGUGAUGGAUAUACUACAGCUCCUCUGGAUUGCCUUUUCAGGUGCUGUACAUCUCUCAAAAGGAAGGGGAAAAAAGAUAAAAUCUAAUUUGAAGUUUCUGAGCUGCAGUUUCUUCCUCUUAUGUUUUCUUAUCCCACCUUUUUAUUCUACAGGGGCAGUCUUGCUUCUGGUGUACUUGAAACUCCCUUUUCCUUACCUUCAGACAGCUCUUUGUGAUUUGGCAUCCUUUCUGCUGCACUACAUAACCCAAACUCAGCCUUCUGAGGCAACUCAGAAGCUGUGUGCUUAGACUGUCUUGGUAAUCCUUUACUGGGCCCUGUCCAGUUUCUCAACACUGAACUGGGUUUAGGAGGCUCCAGGCACUGACAAACUUCCUUGGAUGGUAACUGCUGCAAACACGUGCCUUUUUUUCUGUUCAGGAGGGCCUCAGUGGCUGCUGGCACUCAUCACAUCCUCUUCCUAACUGAGGCUCUAAUCCAAAGAGCUGGAGCUGUUCUCCUAUUCCUACAAUUUCAAUCUUCCAGCUUGCAGCCCCCUGUGAGUUAACCUUUACUUUGGGCACAGCAGCUGCUGUUUCUUCUCUAUUUUAGUAAGACUGUAUAAUACAUAUGCACUUCCCUAAGAGAAAUCCAUGCACUGAAUAAAAAUACUUAUGAAACAGUUUAAUCAGUCUUAAACAGACUGCUUUAAAUGCAGAUGAGUCAUGCUUUCCCCUCAUAGGAUAAAAGCAUAAAGAAUAAAUAUGUAUAAACUUUUCUUAUGCAAAAGGUCAGACUAAAUUAACUUCUGUUACAACCUUGAAACUUGAUUUCUCUGCUUUUGAAAAUUCAAUUCUCUAUUUUCACCCAAAGUGCUGCAAGUUCCUAUUAUCUGAGUAGAAAACUAACCAUAUCUGUCUGAAAUGGAUUUGCACACAUAGGUGCCACAAGUCCAUUGGCUAUAUGCUAAGUGCACGGAGCUUCACGUCUUCAAGUAUCUUCUGCCUCUGAAAAGAUGAAACUGUGACACAGUGAAUAGGUCUGCUCUUGCUGCAAUCCAGCACGCCUUCCAGUCUUUGAAAGAUAUCAGCUACAAACACAAACUACUUAUCCAAAGGAACAAAUAAAAACCUUCUCCACAUAAAAGUCCAGUCUCCAGUAAUUAUUUUUUUUUUGAAGUGGGUAGUUUUAGUACAGCAAUGGUCUCAAUUAUUCUAUGCAUCCCAUAAAUGGGGUUACACUCAUAAGUAAACAGAUUUUGGUGCUGAAAAUUCCAAUAUUUAAGCAACUAAUUUAAGAAGUUUAUCAUUCCUUCCUGAAAGUAUAAGUGCUAGCAGAAAUCUACCUGUUCCAGUCCAGGAGACACUUCUUCUUUGCUACUUUUAUAUGGAUAAGACUCUGUGCAUCAUUCCCAACUGUGGAAAGAUGUCCAGGAAUUUCUGAUACAAUGUCAUAUACCCAGCUAUAUGCAUGGGAAAGGUUGAAGAAUAGAUUGUGGGAAGUUUUUUGAUCUAAGAUGAGUCAUCACUUUCAGUAAAAACGAUAAUAUAAAGUAUAGUUCUUGUAUGUCAUCUAUACCACAUGAUGUAUACCCUACCUACAUAUGUACACAGAAAGUGUCUUUUCCCAUAUGAGAAAUACGUUAUUUCCAUAUGUGGUGUCUGUAUGUUCCCAGACACGUUGUAUAUGUACCAUACCCUACUUAGAAGGAAGCUGGUGGUGAUCAUUGAGUCUGACAGGUUUCUAUUGCUUUUGGGGCGAAUUUAUGUUGAUUAUCCUCCAGAGCUCUGGUGAAAGAGCUGCUUGUUGGCUUCACCCACCUCAUUGGAGGAGAGAGAUUGUUUUGUAGAGCGAUUUGUCAACCUCUUGGCACACCACUAACCAACUAAACUUAUCUGAGCAGUCCUGCAUUUAUGUGUGUUAUCUACCACCUCCAUGGUUUCCAUGGUCAAUGCAACAUGUCAAACUGAGCUGCUCUAUCUCCUGAGAAGGAAGCUUAUCACCAUCUUUUAAUUUUCCUUCACAUCAAUCCUCUUCAGCCAAGCAUUCAUUUUUAAGCUGAUAGACCAAUGAUUUAUCAGCUUUGCCACUCUUCUUACUAAUUUUAGUCUUGUAUAUAUUUGACUAUGCAUGCAGUUUGGGAAAUUAACUAUUUCUUUUUUCUGCAGUUAAAUCUUCUCAUGAAGUAUGAGGCAGAUCAGUCUAGACAAAUCACAGUAUUCCUUUGCAACUGCAUAUCCAGGAAAAAAACCACACUGAAACCCCACUAAUAUUUUGUAGUGCUUUCUAUGUUUAUUUUUCACUGUGUUUAUCUUGCCAAGAAAAAAGAUACGUAAUGUUUUGUCCCAUGCCUUUUUGGAUCUCCAGGUGAGUCAGAGUUUAGAUACAGCUCUGAUAGAUUAAGAAGGCGAAGAUAAACCCUUUAUUUGUCUAGGAUGUGACAGGAAUAUACCCCACCAAGAUGGCAAUAAUGACAGGGAAAGCAAAGAGAACAACUUUCCAAAUGCUACUCAAUUCACCAAAAUAAAUCACUCCAGAGUAUUAUUGGAUAUUUGGGAAAAGUAUCAGUUCAAAACUAAACCACAGAUCAACAUAUUCCAAAACACAAAGUUCAGAAAUAAAUUGAAACUUGUGUUGAUGUUUUACUACUUUGAUUUGUCUCUAAUAAUAAGAUUCCUUAAAUGCUGUACACUUUAACCUAGAACUUGUUUUCUUGGACUUAAACUAUGAAUUUAUUUAUUAUUGAGGGGUUUUUAGCCAGAGUCUCAGACUCAUGCCUCAGUCAUAUUUAUAACUCCCUUAAUAUAUCCCUAAAUCUUUUUUUAGAAAAAAAUAAAAAUCUGGUCUUAAAUCUACAUCUUUUAAUUAUGCUUAAACAAUUAACCACAGCACUUGAGACAGAGAGUUAAACCUUCUCUAUUUGCAGAAUUACCUUCAAUGAACAGUACAAGCCUUAAUAGGGAAGAUCUGUCUACUGGGAGAUUUUCUUUCUUGUUUAGAAGGAGUUUAUGUUUAUGAGUCUAAUUUAGUCAAAUAAAGACAGUAAGUGAAUUCUGUCCUCUUUCUUAGCCCUCUGUUCCAUGCUGUAAAUUCACAAUCAGGCACUUAAAACUAAACAUUCCAGUUAUGUUAUAAACAAAAUACAUCUGUGGGGUAGGUCUUGAUUUAUGUUACGUCUUUCCUUGUGUGCAAUGUAUGAACACAGUUACUUUGUUUUUGACACUGGAACCACUAUUGUGGUUUAAGAGUCUUGGAAACCUUGAUGAAACUUUCUUCAAAGUUUAUUAAAAUUGUAACCCUCAAAAUCAAGCUUUAACUUUUUUAAUAGUUAAAGUUGGUAAUGUCAUCAGAAGUAACCUCAGUUUUACAGUAUCUAUUCAAAUGGAACACCUUACUUACGCUGCUGGAUUAAUUCUCAGCUCAAUGGUAACACCUAAAAUGUGUUACUUAUAUGAAGGACUGUGGUUGAUGCCCAGUUCCUGGAAGUAUUCAAGGCCAGGUUGGAUAGGGCUUGGAGCAACUGGGUCAAAUGUGUACACCUUCACUCUUCCUCAACUGACAUAUGGAAUAGAAUGCUGUGAACAGGAGCAAUGUUCUGUGAAGAUCCUCAUCCUGUGGUUCAAAGAGUUAUAUUUUACUUAUUUUAUUAAAUAUUAAGAAAAUAUGUCUUGGAAUUAAAACCUACUGUUUCCUGUAAAUAAUUAGCUCUGAAAGUGCUUUUCUUUAAGCACACUCUUACAGUUUUUAGUUAACAAACGCAAGGCUAGAAAUUUUUUUAAAAGAAAUUAUAUGUUUUGUUUUGGGGGUUUCUUGGUUGUUUUUUUUUUCAGAUAAGUACCUGCCAAAUACUAUUGGGCUGAGUUUCAAAUAAUUAAUACUUUAAACAUUUUUACUUUUCGUAAAAAACCUAUACGAAUUCAAGAUCUUAGCCCCUGAACUUAAUAACAAUUUGUACUCUUGCAUAGUGGAUGUACAAUACUAACAUUGGAUAUAUGCCCAUGUUUGUGCACACAAACUGCAAAGCAAAGCAUCAGAGAUAUAUCCUUCUCCCAGUAAUUCUUUUGGGGCUGAUUGCUCAGGAUAAGCAAUAUGCAUGAUAUAACUGGUGCAUGUAACAGUAAGUGCAACCUUCUGCAAAUUUGAAUUUAAAGACAGUAACUUGAUACUGAGGCUGAACUUUGUAGAUGUAGAUUUUUAAUUAUAACUAUUUCUGUGGUCUGAAUAUGAGUACAGCUGAUUCUGUCAUGUGACACUACAGGUUGGACUUUUAAAUGAGACAUUAUUACAUUUGAUUGAGGCAGUUAUGUUUCUUGAAAAUUGUAUUUCAAAUCAGACAGAAGAGGCAAUAAUUAGAGGCUGAGAGGAGUGAAAAUCUGUACCAUUUAUUUAUUUGUUUUUGAGAAACCAAGAUUUACAACACAUGCUUUUUCUGCCUCUCUCUAAUUUACUUCCUUUUCCCUAAUGAACAUUUGUCAACUGUCACACACAUCAAUUUUCUUUAGCUAUGUCUAUCAAGAUUUAAGUGAGACUUAUGUUGAAGAACCAAAACUAAUCUCACAAAGUGGAAACAAAUGAAGUUGAGUCAAUUCCGUGAUAUUUUAGGGAAAACAGAGAUGCAAAUCAAUUUUCUUGAAAUGUAGGUUCUGACUCAACAGCAUUCACAAGGUCUUUACUAAAGGUCUGAUCCUGAGAAAUGCUGGUCAAAGGAACUCUUGAUAUAAUGGGUGAGAUGCCUAAGUGGAUUAACCUGAUGAAGAGCUUUAUACAGCCUGAGGAUCUUAUGGAAUGGCAACUAGCAGCAUCCGUGGCAUCUCAAAAUCAGACCACCAGAAGAUAGCAAAUGUUCUGGGUUCUUUUUAAAGCCAAUUUUCCAGUUGGUCAAAUGUAUUUUAAAAGUAACGUCUUCUUAGACAAAUACAGACCUCUCCAAGGGAUCAAGUCAAUGGAUUAAUGUGGACAGAUCCUUAUAGGUUAAGGGAAAGGGCUUUUCAUUUUUAAAUCUACUACUUUUAAUCAUGACCAUACAAAAAAGCUGAAGAAAUAUGACAUGGUCCCUUGUAUAAACAAGAUCAUGAAUGUAAAGCUUAUAAUGCCACUGUGAAAUUUCAAUGCUUAUUUAUUAUGGUUAUGAUGAAACCUGUAUAAUAAGAUGAUGAUGAUAAUAAUAAUAAUAGUAAUAAUAAUAAUAAUGAAUAGACAUCAGUGCCAAUAUGAUUCUACUAUUUUUCUACAUAUGCUUUAUUGUGGCAUUUUGUGUAGCUUGUGUUAUGUGUAAAGAAAUGUCAAUAAAAUCUUUGCUUCCUUUUGUCUGUA
Lepidothrix coronata (blue-crowned manakin) is the source of this 15028-nucleotide messenger RNA. It is a transcript of the gene FAM135B, whose product is annotated as family with sequence similarity 135 member B. The record is from RefSeq and is a predicted model, not a curated record. The coding region runs from base 1 to 4146 and encodes 1381 amino acids. The transcript has 18 exons. Lineage: Eukaryota; Metazoa; Chordata; Aves; Passeriformes; Pipridae.